Messenger RNA from Knipowitschia caucasica, 1911 nucleotides. The record is from the annotation of a GenBank genome assembly. NCBI's taxonomy places the organism in Eukaryota, Metazoa, Chordata, Actinopteri, Gobiiformes, Gobiidae.
AUGUGCAUCAAUCCUCCCUUUUUUGAAGUGAGCCAAGUCUUGCUUAGUCCAACUCGACAUCAUGUGGCUCUCGUUGGAAAGCGAGGUGUCUCCGUGCUGGAGCUUCCGCAGAGAUGGGGUAAAAAGUCUGAGUUUGAAGGAGGAAAGAGCGUGAUAAACUGCAGAACCAUCCCAGUGGCUGAGCGCUUCUUCACCAGCUCUCCUUCUGUGAAUCUACGACAGGCAGCAUGGUUCCCCACCGAGACUGGAGAGCCCUACUUGGCGUUACUUAUGUCAGACAACACUAUGAGAUUUUACAGCUUGAACUCCCCUCAGACGCCAGCUAAAGUCCUCUCACUGUCGCAGUCUGAAGAUGACAGCUCUGCCCAUCAGCCUGCGCGCUCCUUCGCUGCAUCUCUUGGGGAAAUAGCUGUUGCGUUUGACUUCGGUCCAGUUUGCUCAACUCCCCGAAAACUGGCGUCCCAGCGCUCCAAAGAUCACCCCCUCUACCCCCUGUAUGUCCUCUAUGAAAACGGAGAGACUUACGUGAGCUACGCGAGCCAAAGCAACGCGAUCACUCUCAGCAAGCUGGUUGGGCCUCUACCUAUGUACCCUGCGGCGGAGGAUAACUAUGGAUAUGACGCCUGUGCCAUCCUGUGUCUUCCAUGUGAGCCCAGCAUCUUGAUCAUUGCCACAGAAACUGGCAUUUUGUAUCACUGUGUGCUGCUGGAGUCUGAAGAAGAGGAAGAGUCUGCUGAAAAGUGGCUUGACAGCUCGGAGGCAAUACCAGCGCUAUAUGUGUUUGAGUGUGUGGAGUUGGAGCUCACUCUGAAAGUGGCUACAGGAGAGGACGAAGAGCCCCAAGAGUUUGAUUUCACUUGCCCCAUUCGCUUGCACAGAGAUCCACUGUGCCAGCAUAGGUAUCACUGCACCCACGAGGCCGGGGUGCACAGUGUGGGGCUCAUCUGGAUUAACAAGCUGCAAAAGUUUCUACGGGCAGGUGAAGAGGACAAGGAUUGUCUUCAGGAGCUGUCAGCUGAGAAGCGCUGCAUUGUAGAGCACAUCCUUUGUACAAGACCACUCUCAACAAGCGAGUCUGCGCCUGUGCGUGGUUUUGUGAUUUUGUCAGACCUCUCUCUUGGAGCCACUAUGAUCUGCAUCACAAACAGCUAUGAGUGUAUCCUCUUGCCCCUCCUGAGUUCCAUCCGCCCUUCCUCUCCUCCCCUCCUCUGUUCCCAUCCUGGACCAGGCUUGGGCAGUUCACCCCUUCGUGCAGUUGCUGAUGACUCCUUUGAGCAACAUAUUCGUAAUAUAUUGAUGCGUAGCUCAACCAAUCCACUUGUUUUAAAAGCUGGGGACAAAGAUACAUCCCCUCCACCUCAGGAGUGCCUCCAACUCCUCAGCAGAGCUACCCAGGUUUUCAGAGAGGAGUACAUCCUGAAGCAGGACAUGGCCCGUGAAGAGCUGCAAAAGAGAGUGAAGCUGCUUACAGGUCAGAAGAACAAGCAGCUGGAGGAGCUGGUUCUGUGCAGAGAGGAGAAGAAGAGUCUCAGGGAGACUGCAGAGAGGUUGGCUGACAAGUACGAGGACGCAAAGUAUCGCCAGGAGACAAUAAUGAACCGAGCUAAAAAGGUGCUUGGUAGCCUUCAAAACCAACUGCCAAUUUUGUCAAGUAGUGAAAAAGACAUGAAAAAAGAGCUCCAGUCCAUCAGUGAUCAACUGAAAAAUCUGGACAACAGCAUCAAACAGGUGAACAUGAAGAUGGAGUACCAGAAGACUCAAGUUGGCAAAGAUCAAGCUGCGGAGAAGACGCCAGUGCAGCUGAACGCGCAGCAGAAGAAAGUGGUGCAGAAUGUUCUCAAAGAACAUGGGCAGCAGAUCGGAGACAUGAUGAAGCAAAUCAAAGACAUGAAAAAUCAUUUCAGUUUCUAA